Molecule: messenger RNA, 292 nt
Organism: Candidula unifasciata
Lineage: Eukaryota; Metazoa; Mollusca; Gastropoda; Stylommatophora; Geomitridae
Source: the annotation of a GenBank genome assembly
GUGAAUGAUAUGUCUGCCCAAGUCAUCUCGGUGAGAAAUGAGCUGCUGUUGAGUCUUGAUGAGCUGGAGAACGGCCAGGCCUCACCUUUGAAUGUGGACUCCCACGACGACAAACAGGAAGCAGUAGCAGCACUUGCCGAGUACCUCCAUGGGGCCCAGUAUCUGAAGGCCAUACAGAUCUUGAGGAAAUUUAGAUCCCAGUGGCCCAAUGAUAUUUUUGGCAUGACUUUUGAAGAUGAUACAUUGACACUGCUCAACAUUUACUGCAGUAACCUGGCAGAAAAAAAUCAAG